This is a messenger RNA of Beta vulgaris subsp. vulgaris (sugar beet), 4284 nucleotides long. RefSeq lists its product as uncharacterized. The record is from RefSeq and is a predicted model, not a curated record. Bases 1 to 4284 code for a protein of 1427 amino acids. The transcript has 3 exons. Gene Ontology annotation, molecular function: catalytic activity; nucleic acid binding. Lineage: Eukaryota; Viridiplantae; Streptophyta; Magnoliopsida; Caryophyllales; Amaranthaceae.
AUGAGUUCUUUAAGUUGGAAUUGUAGGGGACUUAGAAACAUCAGUUCCCAAUCUGUAGGGUUUAUUUCCAGCUUAGCUUCUUCUAGUAAUUUAGAUUUUAUUUUUCUGUCUGAAACUAAGAGUCAGGUGUCUUUACUAGAGCCUAUUUUUAGUAGGUUGGGUUUCAAGGGUUGUACGGGGGCUGACUCGAAUGGCAGCAAAGGGGGUCUCUUUUUAUGUUGGUCGAAGAAUGUAGCUGUUUCAAUUAUCGUAGUUUCCCAAAACUAUGUUUGUUGUAGUACUUCUGAUGUAACGGGUAAUGAAUAUUUUGUAGCGUUUGUUUAUGGUUCGCCUUACGUUUCUGAUCGGUCGGAGGUUUGGGAUAAUCUGUCAAGUAUCAUGGACAAUAAUAAGGGGAAAUGGAUGUUAAUAGGAGACUUUAAUCAAGUGGAAAGCAAUGACCAAAAACUCGGGGGCUCUAAUAACUUAAAAGGCGCAACAAAUUUCAUUGAAUGGAAACUCAUGAACCAGUUAAUGGAUCUACCAUAUCAAGGGGUUAACUAUACUUGGACAAACAACAGGGUGAAUAAGGAUGCAAUAUACGAGCGAAUUGACAAAGCCUUCUGCAACGAGGAAUGGAGAGAAAAUUUUCCAGAUGCGGAGGUCUGGAAUCUCCCCAUUUUACUGUCAGAUCACAGCCCUUUAAUUCUACAUGUUCAGGAGAAAAAGAAAAGUUCAAAGAAAAGACCAUACAGAUUAGAUGCAUGGAGUUUAAAUCAUCCGGAAAUCCUUGAUAUAAUCAAGGAGGAUUGGAAGCGGGCCCAGGAAGGGUCACCUUCCUAUGUGCUGCAAAGAAAACUCCAAUGUAGUCUAAGAAGUAUUAGGGAGUGGAGCUUAUCUUUUAAGAAAAAGAACAAGAUUGACUGGGUAGACAUCAACACCUCUCUCACUGAACAUCAAAAAGGAAUUCUGGAUCACCACCAAGCUGAAACAGAUCAAAAUUCUAGAAACUAUAUUCUUAAUUCCCUGGAAGUGAAGACAGAAUACUGGAAACAAAGAGCUAAAUCUAGGUGGGAUGAGCUUGGAGAUAAAACAUCAGCGUUCUUCUAUAAGAGCGUCAAAGGGAGGUCCACAAGGAAUGAGAUCAAGGCUUUAAAGGAUUUGGAAGGAAACUGGACCUCAGAUCAAUUGAAGAUCAAAUCUUCCUUCUUGGAGAGCUUUAAGGACAUUUAUCGAUGUGGUCUAACAGAAGGCUCAAAAAUUGACCAAGAUGAUCCUAUUUUCUCUCCCAUCGCUUCUCUGUCCCAACAUCACAUUAAUCUUCUUAACACUCCUUUCUCAGAAAAGGAGAUAAAGGAUGCUUGUUUCAGCGCCAGCCCUCUCAAAUCUCCGGGGCCUGACGGUAUUCCUCCAGUUUUCUUUCAAAAAAAUUGGAGCAUUGUGGGCCAAGAUGUUAUCAGAAGUGUCAACUCAUUUUUGAGUUCAGGUUUCAUGUUGAGGGAGCAGAAUAGGACUUUCAUAACUCUCAUUCCAAAAAUAGACAGACCACAGGAACCCAAAGAUUUCAGACCAAUCAGUCUUUGUAACACCUCCUACAAGAUCAUUGCUAAAACACUAGUGAGUAGGCUACGAUUGGUUAUGGGAGAUAUCGUAGACAAAUAUCAAAAUGCUUUCGUUCCUGGAAGACAGAUGUCGGAUAACUGCUUCAUCUCUCAUGAAAUAAUUAAUUGGGUCAGAAAGAGGAAGAACGGGAAUAGCUUUGCUGGUAUCUUGAAAGUUGACCUAAGUAAAGCUUAUGAUAGGAUUAGAUGGGACUUUGUUGAGGCGAUGCUCAGAAGGAUGAACUUCCCCGAAACGUGGAUAAAUUGGCUAAUGCAAUGUAUCUCUACAGUUUCGUAUUCUAUUUUGGUCAACGGGGAACCUUCUGAUUCUUUCUUCCCUAAGGUGGGCCUAAGACAAGGUGAUCCUCUUUCGUCUUUCAUCUUCAUUUUAUGUAUGGAGGUUCUUUCGAGAAACCUCUCCCAUAUGCAAUUUUCAAGGGAAUUAGAAGGACUAAAGAUAGCAAAAUCCGCUCCUCAAAUUUCUCAUCUCUUCUUCGCCGACGAUGCUUUGUUUUUCUUCAAAGCUAACCCCAAAAAUUGCUGGGCAAUCAAAUCAAUUCUCACAUCCUUCUGCGAAAAAUCUGGGGAAAUGAUUAACUUCGAAAAAUCACAUGUUAUCUUUAGUCCUAACACUCCACAAAAGUUCAGGAGGCUAAUGAGGAGACCCCUAGGUGUCAAGGAUAAAAACGAAAUUGGUUCUUAUUUGGGUUGUCCGAUGGAGGUGGACGGAAGGUCUACCUCCGUCUUCAAUAGCAUUGUGUCAAAAGUGGCGGAUAAGAUUUCGUCAUGGAAAUUCAUUAACCUCUCUCAAACCGGGAAGUUAAUUCUCAUUAACACUAUCCUAAUAUCUUUAGCCUCGAACAUAAUUUCCAUUUACAUGCUUCCCAAAAGAAUCACAAAAAAAAUCACUUCUAUGCUCCUGAAAUUUUGGUGGUCUUCUUCAAUGGACAAAAAACCGAUUUAUUGGAAAAAGAGGGAGUUGAUUGAAAAACACAAGUCUCAAGGUGGGCUGAGCUUCAGGAACAUUUCGAAUGUGAAUAAGGCUAUGCUCUUUAAUCAAGCUUGGAGAAUCCACAAAAAUAAGGAGUCAUUAGUGCAUCAGAUUUUUGUUGCAAAGUAUAAGAAAGAUCCUAUCCAAAUGGCUAUGGAUGGCGAGACUCCAAAAAAUUGCUCCUUCGCCUUUCGUAGCCUCUUCGGAGCUAGCAAAGCUUUGAAAGAUGGCAUGUUCAAGAAGCUUGGGAACGGGAAAUCGAUUAGAAUGGAAUCAGAUAGAUGGCAUCCAGGCAAGAUUAUGAAACCUAAGCCUAUUGAGAACCAAGACCCUCUCAAUCAGCUCCUUUGGGUUUCGGAUUUAAUCGAUCAAAGCAAGAAUUGGAAACCUUCUAUCAUAUGGAAAUUGUAUUCCCUGGAGGAUGCGAAAGAGAUCCUCGCAACUCAUAUCCCAAGGGAAGAAAUCGAAGACGAGAUUGGGUGGAGUCAGACCAAGAAUAGAAGAUAUUCAGUAAAAUCAGGCUACUGGUUUCUCAAUGGAGAUCGCCAGGUUCAGCCCUCUAACACAGUAUUCUGGAACCAGUUCUGGAAAGCAGAUAUUUUCCCGAAGUGGAAGCACUUCCUAUGGAAAAUCCUAAAUAACGCCUUGCCAACAGCGGACAACCUUUUAAAGAGAAGAAUUCCAGGUAUCAAACAAAUGUGCUGCCUUUGUAAUUCUCAUAAUGAAACUCCAGUUCAUCUAUUUAGGGAUUGUGUUAUGACCCAAAGGAUCUGGAGUACUUCCCUAGGGAUCGUGGCCUCAAAUGGUAAUCACUUAACGGUGCAAGAGUGGAUCAAAAAUUUUUUAAAUCUUUUUAAAAAGAGAAAAAGAGAAGAUUCCCUCAGAAUGGAAAUUGACUUCAUCUCAACCUUAUGGGGUAUUUGGGUUCAUAGGAAUGAAAUCAUAUUCAAAGGUGCUUCCCCUAGUCCUGGAAGAAUUAUGGAGGUUAUUACGGAUCAUUCGCGCAGAUCAUAUUGUAUAAGGGAAAAAAGAGAGAGGAUGCAGGACCUUCAGCACUUGGGUUUCGAAGGUGACGCGAGCAAGAAUCUUGAAUGGCUUAUGGGUGAAAGGAAUACUGCGAAUGUGCAAACAAUUGUAGUGGAUGGAGCGUGGAAAAAGAAUCAUAAAUCAAACCAUUGGCAAGCGGCAAUUGCUUGGAAGAAUGUUACCAAGGAUUCUCAAGAGGAAGCGUCUACGAGGAUUUUCGCAAACUCAGCGGAACAGACAGAAGCCUAUGCUAUUCUGAAAGGGGUAACGGAUAUGGAAUGGAGAUGCUCAGGACUUAUAAUUAAAUCAGACAAUUCUGAAAUCAUCAAAGCACUGAAGAGCGAUACAGUAAUAAACAAGAAUCUGGAAAACAUAGUAAGAGACAUCAAAAGGCUAGCCCGGGCUACUAAUCAUGUCACAGGUGAGAAGCCAUGGUUGUUUGAUGUUAUGGAGGCUAUUGAUUGUCUCAUUGGCCUCCCUAAUGGUCCCUUAGUCGUUGCUACUCACAAGGGUCCAAUUAGAAUAUUUGAACAUUUCACCCUUACUAAUGUUCUUUUUGCGCCUAAAGAUUCAAUGAGGGAGCUGAUUGGAAUGAAGCUUAGACCGGAUGAACUUUACUACUUCUACAAGAAUGCUCCUGUGAUGUCGGUUUCUCUUCACAAAGUUGCUUCAAACUCCAAACUUUGA